AUGCAAAGCUCAUAUCUCUUCGUCUACAACCUCUUUCAGGCCUUGGGAUGGGUAAUUUCUCUAUUCAAAAUUUUGAGCAACUUCUUGUCGACUAAAUCUGUCAGUGGGACUUACACUUCCGCGGGAGAACUAAUUUGUGUGUUGCAAGCUACUGCAUUCUUGGAAGUUAUUCAUGGGGUUAUUGGCAUUGUUCCGAGCGGUGUGUUACUUCCUUUGAUGCAAUGGGGUGGAAGGACUCACUAUUUGCUUGCUAUUGUUCGUCAUAUUCAUGAGGUCCAAGAAUUACCAUCAGUUUUCAUAACAUUUUUUGCUUGGAGCUUAUCUGAGAUAAUCAGAUAUUCCCAUUAUGCGUUGAGUUGCCUGGGCCCUCCUCCCUAUUGGAUUACUUACGCAAGGUAUACUGCAUUCAUUGUAUUGUAUCCAAUUGGAGUUUUUCCCGGUGAAAUGUGCCUCAUGUACCAAGCACUUCCAUUUAUAAAGAAGAAAAACCUCUACGUUGAUAGCCUUCCUUUCAACUAUUAUUACUUCGUUGAGGUUCUGCUUCUUUGCUAUCCAUUUUUGUGGUUGAAGCUUUACCUUCAUUUAUUCAAGCAACGGCGGUCAAAACUGGGUAAACACAAAAAGAAGCAAAACUGA
Messenger RNA from Fraxinus pennsylvanica, 636 nucleotides. Lineage: Eukaryota; Viridiplantae; Streptophyta; Magnoliopsida; Lamiales; Oleaceae. The record is from the annotation of a GenBank genome assembly.